Molecule: messenger RNA, 3357 nt
Organism: Laetiporus sulphureus 93-53
Lineage: Eukaryota; Fungi; Basidiomycota; Agaricomycetes; Polyporales; Laetiporaceae
Product: heme peroxidase
Exons: 10
Coding region: 48-3284 (1078 amino acids)
Biological process (GO): response to oxidative stress
Molecular function (GO): monooxygenase activity; peroxidase activity; oxidoreductase activity, acting on paired donors, with incorporation or reduction of molecular oxygen
Source: RefSeq, a predicted model, not a curated record
AAUAAAGGCGGCCAGGGAAGGGACCCGACGAGCAUUUCCCAUUUGCAAUGCCUCGCAAACUCCCCUUCGACCUCACCCAGUCCACCAUCGUCAAAGGCGCAGAGCUCGCCCACCUCGCUGAGCGGCCGCUCCCCAAGGCGCCCGAUGGCGAGUAUGACUACGCGUCUCUCGCGACGGGCGAGAAGCUUAGGCGGACGACCGUGCGCGAGCACUCGGGCUUCUUCACGGUCACUUCCGACAUCCAGGGCGCCCUCGAGCGCGGGAACGUCGUCUCUGACCCCCGCGCGCCCGAGGCCGUCUUCCAGGCGAUCACGAACCCGGAGGCGAUCGACGACCGCAAGGGUCUCUCCCCCCCCGGGAAGCUGCAGGAUACUUUGAAUGAUAAGGUCAUCACGGUGUUGUAUGAGACGCUCACGCACCCGCCUGCGACGUUCAUGGACGACGAGUAUCGAUUUAGGAAAGCCGAUGGUAGUGGGAAUAAUGUGACAAUUCCUGACCUGGGACAGUCUGGGAGGCCGUAUGCGAGGAGCGUACAAGGAAAGCACCCUUUACCGGCGAAUGUGUUGCCUGAUGCAGGCUUGGUGUUUGAUACUCUGCUCAAAGCUCGUGAUUUCCAACCCCACCCUGGCCGAAACUCGUCUCUUACCUUCGCCUUCGCGUCUAUCGUCACCCACUCCCUCUUCCGCACCGACCCUGCCGACCGAAACAAAAACAAUACCUCGUCCUAUCUCGACCUCUCACCUGUCUAUGGAACGAACCAGAUCGAACAGGACCUUGUUCGCGACAAAGCACAGGGCCGCGGCCUCCUCUACCCCGAUACAUUCUCGGAGGACCGGCUUCAGUUCUUGCCACCCGCAGCGAGUGCUCUUCUCGUGAUCUUCUCCCGAAACCACAACUACAUUGCCGACAUGCUCCUGAAGAUCAACGAGAAGAAGAAAUGGAGAGACCCGGCGACGCUGAGCGAAGCCGAGCGCGCGAAGCAGGACGAGGAGAUCUUCCAGACCGCGCGGCUCGUCAACUGCGGGCACUUCAUGGCGCUCAUCUUCGGCGACUACGUCGCGGGCUUCCUCGGUCUCGGGCGCGACGGCUGCACGUGGAGCAUGAACCCGUUCGACACGAUCCACAAGGAGGACGGCGACCUCGUCCAGCGCGGGACAGGCAACCACGUCUCGGUCGAGUUUAAUGUCCUCUAUAGGUGGCACGCGACGACCGCCCAGGAGGACAUCAAGUGGGCGGAGGAUCAGUUGGGGAACGUCUUCAGGGGGAAGGCGCUUGAUAAGCUCGAGCUAAGUGACUUUCAGGAGGCGGCAAGGGAGCUUUUCACCAGCACGCAUGAGCCUGAGCCUCGGAAGAGGACGUUCUCUGGCCUCAAACGUCAGCAAGAUGGCUCGUUCUCUGAUGACGACAUCGCGAAACUCCUCCACGACGGCACUGAGAAGGUCGCGGGCGCGUACCGUGCUCGCGGCACUCCAGCUUGCCUGCGUGUAAUCGAAAUGGUGUGCAUUGAGCAAGCCCGCAAGUGGGGUGUCUGCACCAUGAACGAGUUCCGCGAGUUCCUGGGCCUCAAGCGUUUUUCGUCCUUCGAGGAAUGGAGCACCGCGCCAGGCAUCGCAGAUGCCGCUCGCAGGCUCUACGGGCACAUCGACAACCUCGAGCUCCACCCCGGUCUGCAGGCUGAGGACUGCAUGGCUCUCGGUCCAGGCAGUGGAAUCUGCUGCGGGUACACGAUGACGCGCGCCAUCCUCGCCGACGCGAUCGCGCUCGUGCGCGGCGACCGGUUCUUCACAACGGACUACACGCCCGAGGCGCUCACGAGCUGGGGCUUCCAGGACUGCGUGCGCGACCCGAACAACGGCGCGUUCGGUGCGGCGCUGCCUAGGCUGCUCUUCCGCCACCUCCCGCGCCACUACCCGGCGAACAGCGUCUACGCGCUCUUCCCGUUCUUCACGCCCGAGAUCACGAAGACGAAUCUCACGAAGCUUGGCAUUGCGGAUAAGUAUGAUUAUAGCCGCCCCGUCGCGCAGCCCAUCCCGAAGGUCCUCAAUACGCUCACGGGCAUUCGACAUGUCUUUGCGGAUCCGACGAAGUAUAUUCAGAUCUACACACGGGACAUGACAAUGCUCACACGCGGAUAUGGUUUCAUGCUCGUGUUUGACGAGAGGGAGAAGCACGACAGGGACCGUGCGUUCUGCUGGCACGCACUUGUUCCGGAUGCACAGACAAUGCAGGAGUAUACGCAGUGGUACAAGCAGAUGACGAUCAAGCUUUUGAACGAGAAGAAGUUCACGUAUGAUGGUGUUCCGGGAACCUAUGUGGACAUCAUUCGGGAUGUCAUCAACCUCGUAUCGGUCCACUGGGCUGCAGACAAGCUCUGUGGUAUUUCGCUCAAGACAAAGGCGACUCCCCGCGGCAUCUUCACUGAGCAAGAGGUGUACACGAUGUUCACUGUGCUCUUCAUGUGUGUCUUCGAGAACGUCGCGCCUGAGCACGGCUGGACGUUGCGUGCGGCUGCCACUCAGAUCGGUACUAUUGUCAAUGGUAUCAUUCAACAAAGCAUCAACGAGGCUGCACCGAAGAUUGCUAUUAACCCUUUCAUCGGCCAAAAGAAGGAAUGCGCGCCCUUCCUUUCCCGCCUCGCCGCUUCAGGCCGCCCCAUUGACGAGCUCGUCGGCUGCGUCAUCGGCCUCGCCGUCGGCUCCUCCGUCAACUUCGCCCAAGCCGCCGCGCAGGUUGUUGACUUCUACCUGCGCGAGGACCGCCAAAAGGAGUGCGCGGCACUCAUCACUGCGUGCAUGGCCCCGGACUCAGACAAGAACGCGAUGGAGCUUGUGCGCGGGUACGUGCGUGAGGGAAUGCGCCUCAAUCCGCAGUUUGGAGGCCUGUUUAGGAUCGCGACGGCGGAUGAUGUCGUACCCCAGGGCCAGGGCUUCCAGCCCAUGCAGGUGAAGAAGGGUGAUAUGCUCUUCGCGAGCUUCAAGAAUGCGCAUCUCAACCCCGACGACUUCCCUGACCCUGAGACCGUGAAUCCGCGCCGACCAAAGUCAAGCUACAACAUCCAGGGCGCAGGCUUCCACGGCUGCCCAGGCGUCGACUUCGUCGCGGAUACCAUCCCGGAGAUCAUCCGCAUCAUCUUCCGCCUGCCUGACCUGAGGCGCGCGCCAGGCCCUGCGGGCGUCUGCGCGGGCUUCGCGCUGCACCAGUUCGAUACGGAUAACGACAUGUAUAUCACGAGCACGGGGAAUGUAAGCCCCUGGCCUGGGUCGUUGCAGGUUGUGGUGAGUUAAUUCGACGGAUCGCGCUAAUUACAAAAGCUUUUCUUACUGUUGAGUUCAUGCUCUAUCUGCGCCCUCACACUGU